UCAUCGACUUGAUCAGAUCGUCGAUACUGUCCAUUUUCACUGUUUUCAAUGGAUUUUCACAAAUAUCCUCUUACCCAGGGAACAUGGUCGUUGCGUGACUGAAGACUGGUAACUCCGUUGACAUCCGUUGCACAAUAAACCAGCGUAAGAAAUUUCCCCAGAUUCACUUCUUCUACCGAUGGAAACGGCAGUAAAAGAAAUUCUGACAAAUAAAACAAUCAACCCAGUGUUCCAAAGAGCUUUUAAUGUCCGAGGAGGGAUCGAUGCCCGGGCUUACGAAAUAAAACACGAAAUGGCGAUGGGUGAAAAGAAACCAUUUGAUGAGGUUGUAAUACAUUAUGGAGACCCUCACGCAUUUGGACAGUCACCUAUCACCUCUGUAAGACAGUGUUUAGCCUGUCUACUUUGUCCACAAUUUCUUGAUGACCCACAAUUCCCAAAGGAUGUAAAGGAAAAGGCUCGCAGAAUCCUACGAGCAACACCAGGUUUUGCAAUAAGUUCGUACACAGAUACUAUUGGAUUAAGAAUUAUUCGCGAGGAUGUAGCCAAGUAUAUUUCGAAAAGAGAUGGUUACCCAGCUGACGUUGAUGACGUCAUUUUAACCAAUGGAGGGGCAAUAGGAAUCCAGCUAGCCCUAGCUUCGCUUGGUACCGAUGUGCCUAACAACAAACUUAAGCCAGGGCUUAUGAUUCCUAUACCAGUUUUCCCUCAUUACAAGUCCAGGAUAGUAGAAUUCAACCUUUACGAGAUCCCGUAUUAUUUGGAAGAAGAAAAUAACUGGUCUUUGAACAUCAGCGAAAUGAAGAGAGCCAUAGAUGAGGCCAGGCCGCACUGUGAACCAAGAGGACUCGUACUGAUUAAUCCUGGUAAUCCUACAGGUCAGAUACUGACCUACGACAACAUAAGGGAAGUCAUCAAGUUUUGCGCACGAGAGAAUCUGGUUUUAUUUGCGGAUGAAGUGUAUCAGGAAACAGUCUUCACUGAGGAAGCCCCGUUCCACUCGUGCAGAAAGGUUUUGAGGGACCUGGGACCUGAAUACAACAACUUUCAAUUGAUGUCGCUUAACUCCGCUUCCAAAGGAUUUUAUGGCGAGUGUGGUUUGAGGGGAGGGUAUCUUGAGUUGGUCGGAUUUAGCAAAGCAGUCAAAGGGCAGUUUAGAAAUCUGAUGUCACCAAGUAUUAGUGGUUCGACUAUUGGGCAGGCUGCCAUGAGUUUAAUUUGUUGUCCGCCUCAGCCUGGAGACGAGUCGUAUGAAACUUUUAUACAGGAGAAGAUGGCCGUUUUGGACUCCUACAAAAGGAAAGCGAAGAUUACCACUUCAAUGUUGAAUUCGUUGGAAGGAGUGACGUGUAAUGAAGUGACUGGUGCCCUGUAUGCUUUCCCCAGAGUUCGUCUUCCACAAAAAGCUGUCGAGGAAGCCAAGCGUAAUAACCUUAACCCAGACCAGUUCUACUGCUGGCAGAUGUUGGAAACAACUGGAAUAGUUCCCAUUCCUGGAAUUAAUUAUGGACAAAAGGAAGGAACAUACCAUUUUAGAUUAACAAUUCUACCCUCUGAAGAAAAAGUUGUUCCUAUGUACGAAAGGCUCAGCAAGUUUCACAAGGAAUUCAUGAACAAGUACAAGGACGACUAAUUAACAAUUAUUCCACAAGCGCGCGUUGGAUAUGAGAUGAUAGAUAGCCAACGAGGCGCGUAG
Messenger RNA from Stylophora pistillata, 1696 nucleotides. Its product is annotated as alanine aminotransferase 2-like. Gene Ontology annotation, molecular function: transaminase activity; pyridoxal phosphate binding. NCBI's taxonomy places the organism in Eukaryota, Metazoa, Cnidaria, Anthozoa, Scleractinia, Pocilloporidae. Gene Ontology annotation, biological process: biosynthetic process. The record is from RefSeq and is a predicted model, not a curated record.